AUGAGCCCCGAAGAGGAUAAAGAAAUCCGCUGUAAUAAAACUGAUAUUGACACAAAAACAGCUGUGGGUCUGGACAAUGAACUCCUUACAGGAUUCUCAAAGUGUAACAAACUGGUUGCUGCAGUUGCUAAAGUUUAUGGUUUCAUUCAGAAUUGUCAUAACACUAAGAGCAAAUUGAGUGAUGUUCAACUUCUUCACAACACUGAAACAGUUAUUAUUAGAGACAUUCAAAAACUUCAUGAAUAUGUCAGCACCCAAGGACGUCAUAUAACAGAGGGUCAUAUUCGUUCUUCUGGAUUUUGGAUCAUCGGAGGUAAAAGACUCAUUUCAUCUGUUCUGCAUAAGUACGUCACUUGCAGAAAACUUCGGAAAAAUCCUAAACAUCAGAAAAUCUCCGACUUGCCCGAGGAUCGUCUCAUACCUGGACAACCACCAUUCUCUUCUGUUGGAGUCGAUAUAUUUGGAACAUGGGACAUCAUUUCACGACGUACCAGAGGUGGUGCAGCAAAUAGUAAAAGAUGGGCCGCUCUAUUCACUUGCCUCACUACCAGGGCCAUGCAUAUUGAAGUUGUGGAAGAAGUGACAUCCUCCUCAUUUAUUAAUGCGCUUCGUCGGCUUAUCACCAUACCUGUUCAAGUCCUUCGUUCAGACAGGGGAACAAAUUUUAUUGGUGCUGCAAAGGAGCUGAAAGUCAAUGUCAUCAACGUGGAAGAAAAACACCUUCACAACUUUCUCAACGAACAGAGAACGACCUGGAUCUUCAACCCUUCUCACUCCUCUCACAUGGGAGGAGUGUGGGAACGCAUGAUCGGGACUACAAGACACAUAUUGGAUGCGAUCCUUCUUGAUUAUGGAUCUAGGAGUUUAAUUCAUGAGGUUCUCACUACAUUUUUAGCGGAAGCCUCUUCCAUUUUCAACUCAAGACCUUUAGUGCCAAUGUCCACAGAUCCUGAAAAUCCCCUUCUGUUAUCCCCUUCAAGUCUUCUUACUCAGAAAACAAGCAAUAAGGAUGUGAUAUUCGCUGAUCAUGAAACACAGGAUGAAUGA
Molecule: messenger RNA, 1047 nt
Organism: Magallana angulata
Lineage: Eukaryota; Metazoa; Mollusca; Bivalvia; Ostreida; Ostreidae
Exons: 2
Coding region: 1-1047 (348 amino acids)
Molecular function (GO): nucleic acid binding
Source: RefSeq, a predicted model, not a curated record